AUGUCAGAUUCCGACAUGUCAGGCUCUGGAUCAAGUUCCCCAGUUGACCCUUCCCUGAUUGACCCAGAUGGCAGAGUCAUUGCCAUCAUUGGAUGCGGGACAAUCGGCCGCGCAAUACUCGCAGGUCUCUUACGAAUAGCCCGCAAUGCCCCGGACGACUCUCCCGAAAGCCACCUCCAUUUCUACGUUGUCACAAGGACGAAAGAAUCCGCAGACCGACUUGAACAGACGUUCGACCGACCGGAAGCCCGAAACAUGAUCAUAUUUCUAAGCGAGGAAGAGAUGAGAUCGUCGUUGUUUACCAGGGCCCGGGUAGUGAUCCUCGCGUGCCCACCUUCCAAGGCAGAAACGGUCUUGCAGAAGUACGACUUGGAGUCCACAGUCCCUCUCACAACGGUUGUUAGUCUUCUGCAUGGAGUCUCGGUGCAGGAUAUCCAACGUUAUAUCCUGAAGGGUCGGGGCUGGCAUCUGCAUAUGCCAGAGGUAAUCAGGGCGAGGCCGAACAUUGCGGCUAAGGUGGGCAAGUGCAUGACCGUCAUCGAGAGCCAUCCAAACGACAGGGGCGGAAAUGAGGAACGCCUGGAUCGGAACGACCAGGUAAUAUGGCUCUUCGAAUUGAUAGGGGAGGUCGAGAUAGUGCCUCCGGACGAGUUUGACGCAGCGGCAAUGCUGGCCAGCGGUUCGAUGGGAUUGGCGGCGACGGCAUUUCAAGGGAUUAUUGAUGGAUGUGUGGCUGAAGGACUUGGAAGAAAUGAGGCGCUCCAGAUCGGAAAACAGAUGCUGAAGGGAAUGGUUCACUUGCUCGAUCGUGGAAUGAGCCCUGUUCUGCUGAAUGAAAAUGUCUCGACGCCGGGGAUAUGGGCGGAUAGGGAUAGGUGGGCGCUCGAGAAAAAAGGGGUCGGCUCCGCUAUCCUCAGCGCCCUCCUAGACGCAACGUCUCCCCAAGCUGUUAGUCGCUCGGGAGGAGGCCCAGCAAGGAUCACCCGUUUCGUCGUCAGCUUCAAAACUUUUGCCUCCGCAGAGAGACUUCGAGCCCAGCACGAAGUGGACAAAAACAGAGUUACGGUCUUUGCGGAAGAGCAAAUCUACUGCAUGCAGCAAGCAGACAUUGUUCUUUUCGCUUGUCACGAAGACGAUUUGGAUGACCUCGAUGAUAAAUACCAGGAAGUGGUGGACGCUUUGAAGGGGAAGUUGGUGAUUAGUAUUGUGAAUGGAGGCCUACCAACAGACAUCCCCGCCGCUUAUCGUAGUAAGGGGAAUGGAUGGCCAACGUUCGUGGAGGCAAGACCGAACGAUGCCGUGUUAGUGCGAAAGUCUACGACUAUUAUCAAGGAUAAUAGCGCGUGCGAGGGACGUGGCGGCAUGGUGACAUGGAUCUUUGAGCAGGUCGGCAAAGUCAGCUACAUGUCGUAUCUUGAGUUUGACACCGUGACCACGACAGUCAGAUCCUCGAUGGCUAUGUUCACGCUUCCCCUUGAUGGGAUCCUGGACGCGUGCGUGGCUAGGGGCAUGAGCAGGAACGAGAUGAAGGAGAUGUUCGCGCAGGUGCUGGAGGGACUGGGGGGACUUUUGAGACAUGGAGUUCACCCAGGAGGGCUGAGAGAUGUUAUUUCCGACAACUCAAGGCCUACUGCUCGCGGAAUGCUGCAAUUGGAGAAGAGUGGUAUCAGGGCACUGUUUGCCGAGGCAAUGUUGACGGUGGGAGAGGGAAUGUUGAAGGUGGGAGAGCCGAUCGAUGACGAAUGA
Messenger RNA from Aspergillus mulundensis, 1746 nucleotides. RefSeq names its product pyrroline-5-carboxylate reductase. Gene Ontology annotation, molecular function: pyrroline-5-carboxylate reductase activity. Gene Ontology annotation, biological process: L-proline biosynthetic process. Bases 1 to 1746 code for a protein of 581 amino acids. NCBI's taxonomy places the organism in Eukaryota, Fungi, Ascomycota, Eurotiomycetes, Eurotiales, Aspergillaceae. The record is from RefSeq and is a predicted model, not a curated record. The transcript has 3 exons.